Nomia melanderi (Alkali bee) is the source of this 1234-nucleotide messenger RNA. RefSeq lists its product as uncharacterized. Gene Ontology annotation, cellular component: plasma membrane. NCBI's taxonomy places the organism in Eukaryota, Metazoa, Arthropoda, Insecta, Hymenoptera, Halictidae. Gene Ontology annotation, molecular function: protein binding. The record is from RefSeq and is a predicted model, not a curated record.
GGGAUCGCAGCCGGUCUCGCGCGUCCGCUUUCAUUUGCGUCGCUGUUCGCGAGACUGUUUGACUUGUACCGCUCGAAAUGCGCUCCGCGUCGCUGACCAUUCUCUUGUGCAUCUUCGAGUGUAUCGGCGUCGUGCUCGCGAUAUGCACCGUGAGCGAACACCAAGGAGAUUCCGGUCGUCGCGUGCAAUGCCAGAACGCGAGCUUGCACUCGGUGCUGUCUCAACCGUCAUCCAACGUGGGUACAAUGAUGAUCCUAAACUCGAUGCUACGUCAGAUACCGGAGCGAGCUUUCGACAAUUACUCGACGAGCCUGCAGAUCUUGAACAUUCGCAAGUGCGGCAUUAGGGAGAUCCACGAGGGAGCUUUCUACGGGCUGGCCAGGUUGAAGAGGCUCAGCCUGUCCGACAACGACAUCGCGGCGGUGAAGGAGGAGUGGUUCAGGGACACCGUCUACCUCGAACAAUUGGACCUGUCCUACAACAAGAUCAGCACACUGCAACCGAUCAUUUUCUCGAAAAUGCUGCUGCUCAAGCGUCUCGACCUCACGGAGAAUCGCUUGGCUUGCUUCGACUACAAUAGCCUGCCCGGGGGCAUCGAUAAAGUCUACUUCGCCGGGAAUCCCCUGAGCUUCCUGUGCCGCGGAAAGAUGACACUGUGGAUGCGGGACCACGGGGUGAGCUACAAGUCCGGGACCGACGAGAAGGAGACGUGGUUGGACAAGCUACUUUGGCUCUGCGCCAUCGACGACCCGGCGGCCGCGGAAUCUGAGCUGCUGAUCAAACAGUGCGUGAUCAUGAAUCUGUUCAAUCAGCUGCGGACCGGUUUGACCACGGCCGAUAGCUACCCCCGCUACUUCUCGAAAUGCGUGGAUCCUGGAUACUUUCUGAUCGACUGCGUACUGAAGGAAGCUGAGCCGCACCGGACUGACACGAACGCGAACGUGAUCUCGAAUCUUCUGUUGUACCUGCGGCACGCCAAGUCUGGCUGAGGAUUUACAUUUUUAUUGUCUAUUCACCUAACCUCUUGCUGUACUUCGACACGUUGAGAAAGAUGUUAUACUUUUUGUUUGACAUCGGUGCGUGACACCGGCAGUGUCGAGGUUAACCCUUUGAACUCUAGGCUCCAAUAUUGCACCAGGAAUAAUGUUAGAUAUUUUAAUGAAUUUUAAGAAAACUACCUUAAGAUUAUUUGAUUUUCCACACAUCCAAAUUUUGUACUAAGGAAAAUAAAAGA